AUGGAAGGCAGUCGUGAGGAGGCCAGAUCAGGUGGGACCAUUCUAGCCAAUGAGAGGGCAGCCUCCAAGAACAAGAAUGCUAAUGGUCCCAACAGCCACACAGCAGCGCGGGUCCUCAGCCCCCCGAUGAAGAGCAGCUCAUCCUCCUCGUCUUCGUCCUCCUACAGCUCGUCAUUGGAGAAGCGGGCCCAGCGGAGGCUGGUGAAGGAGCAGAGGGAGCAGCAGCAGCAGCAACUGAUGGAGGAGGCUGGGGAGGACAAGCAGCAGAAGGCUAACAGGAUCAUCCAUGAGGCCAUUGCUAAGGCCCGGGAGAGAGGAGAGAAGAACAUCCCGAGGCCUCCCAAGAACAGAAUGCUAAUGGUCCCAACAGCCACACAGCAGCGCGGGUCCUCAGCCCCCGAUGAAGAGCAGCUCAUCCUCCUCGUCUUCGUCCUCCUACAGCUCGUCGUUGGAGAAGCGGGCCAGCGGAGGCUGGUGAAGGAGCAGAGGGAGCAGCAGCAGCAGCACUGA
Messenger RNA from Salvelinus sp. IW2-2015, 510 nucleotides. The record is from RefSeq and is a predicted model, not a curated record. NCBI's taxonomy places the organism in Eukaryota, Metazoa, Chordata, Actinopteri, Salmoniformes, Salmonidae.